Messenger RNA from Parnassius apollo (apollo), 897 nucleotides. The record is from the annotation of a GenBank genome assembly. NCBI's taxonomy places the organism in Eukaryota, Metazoa, Arthropoda, Insecta, Lepidoptera, Papilionidae.
AUGGAUUCGAGUAAAUCUGAUUAUUUUCAAUACAAAGCUGCCCAGUUAUCAAAUAAAGGAAAUAUUCUAAAGAGUGUUAAUUCUCAAGAGCAGGGUAGUAAUCAGGAAAUUGAGUCAGGUUUCUCAUCAAGAUCAUGCAACAACAAAGAUUUGACUAAUAUACCAUCAACAUCCUUUGCUCCAUCGUCACAUUUGGACAAUCUGGAAAAUGUACCUGCUUACCAAUUGGAGUGUGGCAAUGAGUCCGAUCCCACUAUUAAGGAGUUCCUGCUGUUCCUGGAGAAGCGAGCCUUGGCCCUGGAGAAGGCAGAACCUACUACUACUACCAAGACUCACUAUAAGCCGGUGGUGAAUGUCACUACACCUGCAGCUCUUUCAUGUGCUUAUUGUAUCACAGACAACGAAGAACCAGAUACAGAAAGUUUAUAUUUAAAUGCUGAAAACCACACAACAAAUGAAAAUGAAAAUUUACAUAGGGAAAAGAUAAUUGCCAUAGAUGAAAUGUUUGCUAAAGCUUUAGAAUAUUUUGCUAAUACAAACCCAACAGAAAGACAGUUUAUACCAAAGCAGAGGUCAUCAAAGAAAUUGAGUAAAAUAGUUGCCUAUGUAAACAAUAUUUUAUUGCCACAAUAUAUCAACAGCGAAAUUGAAUUUAAAACAUUUCAGAAUUUAGUGUACUGUGCAGCAUGGACUUCAGCUAAGCUCAACGGAGCAAAAAUUGAAAUAGCUAUACAAGUUGAUAAUCCGUUAGGACCAGAGAAACAAAAGAAAUAUAAUAAGCCAAAGUGGGAACAAAGAUUAGAAAACAAAAAAAGAAGUGCUGUAUCAGUGGCCCCAACAAAAGAAGUUCGAAGAGAUGAGCUAGAUCAUUGGCCUUUGGUAAGGGGAUCUUUGUGA